CACAUCCAAAGAGCCAACCAGUCAUUCCCGGCGCCUUCCUUUGUCGUUUCAGGCCUGAAGUACUUUGCCUAUAUCUGUUCCCUGUCGCUCUCUCCCCUUAACACUCCUCAAUGAUGGUUAUUCAUCGGUCCUUUCCACUUUCACAUUUCAGUACCUGAACAGCUUCCAUUUCGAUAUUGACAUUUCACCAUGUCUCCUUCCGUCCUGAACGACGGUAAUGUCGUCGACCAAGAAAUCGACACGACCACAAACGGCAUCGACGUCAAGGCCAGCAAAUCCGCCGUUUUGCAUCGAUCGUUGCACCACGAUCCGCUCCAAGUCGUCGGCGCUCAGGGUCACUAUCUCUUCCUCAGCAACGGACAAGAAAUCUUCGAUGCGACUGGGGGUGCAGCUGUGGCCUGUCUCGGGCACGGUGACGUUCGCGUCCAGGAUGCUCUCAUCAAGCAGAUGCAAGAAGUAUCAUACUGCCACUCGCUUUUCUACGCGACUCGACCCGCAGAAGAACUGGCCAAGCUCCUUGUCGAUAGCACCGAUGGCGAAAUGGCCCGAGCAUUCUUCAUCAGUUCUGGAAGUGAAGCCAUGGAAGCAGCACUAAAGAUGGCUCGGCAAUACCAUCUCGAGAAACCUUGUCCCGAGCCGACGCGAGCUCACUUCAUCUCCCGACACCAGAGUUACCAUGGAACCACGCUCGGCGCUCUGGCCGCUGGGGGUCACGUUGCGCGAAGGGCCAUCUUUGAACCGAUCUUGAGUGUCAACACUAGCCAGGUGAGCCCUUGCUAUGCGUACAGGGGCGUCUCGUCUUGGACCAGCAAUGGUCCGAACGACACGGAUGCUGCAUUCGUCAAGCGGCUAGAGGCGGAGCUCGAUGCUGAAUUCCAGCGCAUUGGUCCCAAGAAUGUAGCUGCCUUCAUUGCUGAACCGGUCGUUGGAGCGGCACUUGGAUGCGUUCCUCCUGUUCCCGGCUACUUCAAGACUAUACGAAGAGUAUGCGACAAGUAUGGCGCGCUACUCAUUUUCGACGAAGUCAUGUCAGGCACUGGACGCUGCGGACCCGAAGCAUCCGAACGAUUCCCAAAGCCACUUCACGCAUGGCAAGACCCGCUCAUUGGCGUAGUGCCAGACAUCAUGACAAUGGGAAAAAGCUUAGGAGGCGGGUACAUGCCCAUAGCUGCGAUGAUGGCCUCUAGAGACGUUGUCGGAGCUCUACAAGAAGGCACUGGAUCUUUCAGCCACGGACAGACAUACCAAGGCCAUCCACUGGCUUGCAAAGCAGCGUUGACAGUGCAGAAAAUUAUCCAGAAAGACGAUUUGGUCGCGAAUGUGCGACGGCAGGGCGCUUUGCUCGGUCGUCUCUUAAGAGAAAGGCUUGCAUCAAACCCUCUGGUGGGUGACAUACGUGGCAAGGGCUUGUUCUGGGGAAUCGAAUUCGUCAGAAACAAGGCCAGCAAAGAGCCGUUCGAUCCCUCGACCGGCGUCGCGAUGGGAAUCCACGAGCUAGGCAUGCAAAAGCCGUACAAUAUUAGCCUGUAUCCAGGCACGGGAAGCGCCGACGGCCGCCGGGGCGAUCAUAUAAUCGUGGCGCCGGCGUACAACAUUACUGCAGAAGAGGUGCGGUUCGUCAUCGAUACGGUAGUAGCCGUCAUCAACAGGUACUUCAAGCACCACCACUCGAGCGAUUGGAUUGGAAGCAAAGUGGGCGACCGAGAAACGGGUUUGCGUAAGCCGAGACGGUGAAAGCUUUUUCCCUGAUGGGCUAGCGCGGCCUUCACCAGCUGCCAUUCCUUCAUGAUUGCAUUGCUGCAUCGGCAACGGCGCUACGACUUUAGCUGAAGAAUCUCGGCAUUGUAGACGAUUUUCAUUCCAUUCAAAUUCUCGUUGGCCUGGGGUUGACGUCCCGAAAAAGCCGUCACGUGCUGCACUGUAGGUAGAAGAAGACUUCCAUACUUAUGCAAGCACAUGCAAAGUGUAUGCUGAGCUAGUCCGCGCGUUCGUUCUGCAGCCGGCCCCUUUCGUAGGUCACUUGAAGAUAAUGUGCCGGCUCCUGAGCAACGUGGCAAGUGCGAUCGCGCUCCGGUGGUCAGAUCGCGGGCGGCUAAAUGCGGUGAAUGAGCUCUUGUGGCAGUCAGGUGUGGCUUGGCGCUGCUGAUAUGCUGCUGUAGCUAUACCACCCGCUUGGAAGGUUCCCUGCCGCGAUCAUUUCUUUUUCUUGUCUUUGACUUUCUUCUGCGGCUGUGCACCAGAGUCAUUUCCCACACCCAUUCCGGCCAUACCAGCGGCCAUGCCGGGAGGAAGCUGUCCGCCCAUUUCUGCCAUCAUAUCUUUUAAAAAGUUAUCUGAUACUCCGCCUCCCGUCAGCGCGGGAGAAUGCAGAGGGAGGAUCGUGCCGAUCUUAGAUCCCCUCGGGAUUGCAGGAGGAGGGAUCUUCUCUUUCGGCAUCGGUAUUCCUUGGAUCUGCAAGCGUUUGGGAGUGUCUUCGGUAGUGGGGUGGGAUUUGAGAUAGUCUGCAAUCAGCUUGUAGAGGUGUCGCUUGUUUGAUACCUUGGAAGUGGAGGGCUUGCCGUCUCUCUUCAGCAGCGCUUUCACUCGCCCAGGAUUCGCCCAGUCCUUGGGAUGAGUUUUGGUUGGCUCGAGUACGAUGCGAAGGUCCACACCAUAUGUGCUGGCAAUGUAAGCCAGGGCGUCCGCUAUCUCCCUCGCAAGCGGGUUCGGUACUGCGUCGUCUUUGCCGACACGGCGACCCUCCUCCCGCGACCUAGUGCUGUCGAAGUAGACUGGAUAGAUGCAUUGGUAGUUCUUGCUGCGCUCUUGCUGUUCGCGCAGCAGCCUCUCGCGUUCCUUGUCGCUCAUUUGCGGCAUAUUCGAGAUACGCGGACCGCUCGAAGCCUGUGCCUGUCCUGGCCCUCGAUCUUGCCCUUGUAGCAGCGUCUGCAUUGCUUCUGGACUCAUGUCCGCUAGCGCAUCGCUCGCGGAUGGCUGGCCGAGGGACAUGCCUUGCGGUCGAGCGAAAUCGAAAGCGUCCAGGUCCAUCUCCUCAGGAUCGUCGGCGAUCUCGUCAUCAUCCACCUCCUCGAUGCGAGGGUUGGCCAUUGUGGUUGCAAAUAUGGCGUGGCAGAGGUGUUACGAUUGCGACGGAG
Messenger RNA from Pseudocercospora fijiensis CIRAD86, 3134 nucleotides. RefSeq lists its product as uncharacterized. Gene Ontology annotation, cellular component: cytosol. The record is from RefSeq and is a predicted model, not a curated record. Gene Ontology annotation, molecular function: transaminase activity; pyridoxal phosphate binding. NCBI's taxonomy places the organism in Eukaryota, Fungi, Ascomycota, Dothideomycetes, Mycosphaerellales, Mycosphaerellaceae. The coding region runs from base 190 to 1734 and encodes 514 amino acids. The transcript is spliced from 4 exons.